Camponotus floridanus (Florida carpenter ant) is the source of this 2071-nucleotide messenger RNA. RefSeq names its product BMP and activin membrane-bound inhibitor homolog. Lineage: Eukaryota; Metazoa; Arthropoda; Insecta; Hymenoptera; Formicidae. The record is from RefSeq and is a predicted model, not a curated record. The transcript has 3 exons. The coding region runs from base 372 to 1061 and encodes 229 amino acids.
UACAGACAAUUGUGAGUCAGUCAGCCGCCGGACAGCGACGCGGUAGCACGUGGUUCCGUGUCGAUCCUCCGUCUCGCCUCUUUCGCCGAUUUUCCCUCUUCGCGAGACUUCAACUAUCGCCAACUUUCUCUCUUCCUCGUUAUGCGCGAAGCGAUAACCGGACGGGCAACGGCAACCCAUCGAUCGUGACGAUUUCGACGGCGACGUCGACGAAGACGACGACGAUGAUCCCGAAGAUCUAAUUCGGGAGAAACACAUGUGCGCGAUCCUCGGAGGACGAUCUCUCGUUUCGACGUACGCCAGCCAAUUGUCGCCCGAGACUCUUCGUCCGCGAGAUUCCAGCUGAUUUCAGAGAGUUGCAUCCUUGCGGAAUGUUGCCGCGCGACGCGUUAACCCUCGUGAUGUUGAUGACAGGUCUCGCUGCGACCGUCGCCGCCGCCGUCACCAGAAAUCCAUCGGAUCCAGCGAAUGUAGAUUCGGAAGAUUAUGGUUUGCUCGACAACAAUGAGGCGCGACCUGAUAAAGGUAACAAAAAAGACUCUUCUAAAGUCGGAGAAGUGAGAUGUUACUGCAAUAAACCGAUAUGCGUUCCCCAAUCGUACAUGUGUCGCGGUGUAAGAUGUGUCACGAAGUUACCGAGGAGCGUAGACUUGCCGCUUUUGAGAGCGGGAUUUGACAGCGAUUGCCUAAACGAUACGUACCAAAAACCAGACUGCCCCGAAAAUUCUUUCUGCUGCGACAAGGAUCUCUGCAAUCACGAGGACAGUCCUGCAAUGAAAAACAUACUCGACAAGAUUCUAAGAGAAGCGAUGAGCAAUCAGCGACCAUACUUGGCUGCUUUGUAUCCGAAGGGUCAGGAUGGAGGUCAGACGACGGUUCGUUGGUUUCCGAGCGCGAUCGUCGUGGCCAUCUGCGGAUUCAUCGUCCUGCUGAUCAUCGCCAGCCUAGCUGUCAGAUGGCUGCAUCCCAUACCGCCGCAAAAUACAAACAAGUUCGUGCCGUGUAGAACAUCCGAUAACGGACCGCCCUUGCUUGGACUACCGAAAGUGCCUCUGGUUUAAGAAAUCCCACGCGAUCCAAAGACAAGUUUUUCGAUGAAGGUGUUCGAAAUGAUAGUUUAAUUAGUAGAGCUGACUUUAAUAUAUGACUCACGGACAAUCGGAAUUGUGCCAUAUAUUUGCGUAGCAAAGAAAUGCUACGCAUUAGAAUCUUUAUAAGUUCUGGAUAAAAUUACUUUACAAUAUAUAAAUAGUAAUCUUAUUCCAAUAUUUAACUUUGCUUCAAUUCCAUCGAUUUUUUAUAGCAUAUUUUAUAGCAUAUAUGUGUGUGUUCAAUAUACAAGUAUGCAGAUUUCUGCGAGAUUUUAUAGAGAGAGAUAUGCCGGAGUCAUAUACUAAGCGUCCAGCCUAGGCUACCUAGAAAGCUAGCGGGCCGUUGGAGGCUCCAUUCGGCUGUGAAUUUUACGAAGAAAGCAACUAUUGUAAAUUAUAUCGUAACAAUUAGUACGUAUUUUACUUGUUGCAUUUCCUCGAAACGUCCGUCGCGGCGGCGAAGAGUGAGAAACGAGGGGUCCGAGACUUGAAACCCUCUAAACAUGACGUUACGACAAUACAGUAUGUCUACAGUCUCUGUAUCGUUGUAAAAUUGUAAAUAUAGAUAUAUGUACACUUUAUGUAUUUUUUAUCAUAUUGAAUUUGACGAUGUUGCUUAAAUUACGAUGUAAUUCGCGUAAAUGCGAUCUGUUAACGUUGCAAUCAUCGUGAAUUCUUGUUCCCUAAAAAUAAUAUUAUUAUUAUACAUCAUUUUUAUUUACAAACAAUACCCUUCGAGUAAACUAAGGAGAAAUUAUAUAUUUCACAAAUCUCGUAACGGAAAAUAAAUUUGUAAUUGAUAUAAUUUUGUUGUGCCGUUGCGACUUCAGUCACAGCCAUUAAAUUUGUGAAAGAGCGUAGACUUUAAGAACUUAAUUAUAUGUAUAUUUUUAAGCGUAUUCCGUAUAAAUAUUAUAUUGUGAUAUAUAAUACGACGUAAUAAUGACUAAAUAAAUACACAGAGAUCUGUCUAGACUUUA